Molecule: messenger RNA, 1106 nt
Organism: Coffea arabica (coffee)
Lineage: Eukaryota; Viridiplantae; Streptophyta; Magnoliopsida; Gentianales; Rubiaceae
Source: RefSeq, a predicted model, not a curated record
AAUCAGAGAGCCUACUGUUUCAGCCAAUAAGAAAUGUGACCGAAGAGUCAAGUUGCAGGCUGGCUCACACAUGCAAUUGUCUGCAACUUCCUUUGAUAACAGAGGCUGUGAUCCGUAAAUCACGGACAGCUUUUAUGUGUCUUUAGAGUGGCGCUGUGGUCCAUUGUGUCUUUUAGAGUCUAAAGCUGUGUCUUUACAGCGUGCAGUGGAGCCCGGCAUAUUGCAAAGGCGGACAAAUUUGAAAGUCGACUUGCAAAUUUCAUUCCCUCUGAUAGCUGCUGAAGUUGAACCCUUCCUUCCUUGUCUCAUCGCAGAAAGCAUCCCCCCAUCACCAUUGCAGAACACUUUCAUCCUACUUCCAAUCCCAAGUGAGAAAAAAUGGCUGAUGCUGCUGUUAGUGCUACUAUUCAGGUUGCAUUGCAGACGGUUGUUUCCCUAGCCGCUGAUCAUGUUAAUCUGGCUCGUGAAUUCCCAGAGGAACUGGUGAGACUCGACAAAUCUGCUGCAAUGAUCCGAGGCUUCUUGGCUGGUGCCGACGAGGACAAGCAUAGCCCAGUGGUGCAAAAUUGGCUCAAGCAGCUGGAAGAAGAGGUUUUCAAAGCCGACAAUGUGCUGGACGAGCUCAACUAUGAAAAUCUUCGUCGGAAGGUGAAGUAUCAAAAUCAACUCACGAAAAAGAAGGUACUGUUCUUCUUUUCAUUCUUUAAUAAAAUUGGUUUUCGUUGGAGGUUGGGUUCAAUGAUCAGGGAGAUCAACACGAACCUUCAAAGGAUCCAUCGGGAUGCAGAAGGUUUGGGACUGGCCUACAAGCACCAAGUUGAAGAAGCAUUCGCUACUGUUGCUGCUGGAGCCACAACAAGCCGACAGACCGACUCUACUAUUGGGAUGGGAGGAGGAUUUUGGAGGAGAGGAGGCGAAACACCUUCAGCUGUUAAAUGGGAGGACAGGAUCAUAGAGAUUCGUGAAGGUUCUUGGUCCUACGUUUGUAGUUCGAUCGGCAAAGCCCCUGUGCAGAGAAAGUUGUAGGCACUGCAACACCUCAAGAACCACCUGAGGAGUGGCAAGCUUCAUGGAACAUCUCAACAGGAAAUGAACUAUUAAUACGU